Molecule: messenger RNA, 2891 nt
Organism: Peromyscus californicus insignis
Lineage: Eukaryota; Metazoa; Chordata; Mammalia; Rodentia; Cricetidae
Gene: Mas1
Product: MAS1 proto-oncogene, G protein-coupled receptor
Exons: 3
Coding region: 1039-2013 (324 amino acids)
Biological process (GO): G protein-coupled receptor signaling pathway
Cellular component (GO): membrane
Molecular function (GO): angiotensin receptor activity
Source: RefSeq, a predicted model, not a curated record
UGCUGUGUUUCCAGGUUCCUGCAAGAGAAUCUAACAAAGUCUUAGGAAGGACUUUGCUUGGGUACUGCCAUGAAGCAGACAUACCCCUCUACUACAGUCCCUGGUUCCUUGGCUUCCCUUCCUCUCCAUUUUCUCAGCCCAACUUCCUGCAGUAAAUUGUGCAUGAUAUACUCCAAGGACCUGUAAGAGGGAAUGUGUAUUGAAUUACUUAUCCAUGUGCCUCCCACUAUACAGGCAUACAUGUCCCUUUUAAUCCCCACACCUUUUUGACAUAAUAUUAAAAAUCCAUUUUACAGUAAAGAAGACUGAGUCUUCAAGGGCUCAUUGCAGGUCAUGUGCUUACUUAGGAGCUCAGCUAGGAAUAGGAAUGGGUCUAUGUAUUCUGCCCUUCCAUACAUUAUGUCUCAGGAGCACUGUUCUCUUUAGCCCAGGCUGGCCCUAGUCUCUCAAGGUGAUGAGCCACCCUGUGCUACCCUCAGUCACUCCCACUACGGAUCAGGGUACAGAUUUUCACUUGUGUGUCAGUGAAUGAUGCCAUCUGAAGUACUGCCUCUGCUGAUAAGCGUGGGACCAUCUGCUUGGCACAGCUCAAAUAUUCUCCGCAGUGGGAGAGCAGCUCUGACUUCAGAGACUAGUCUGCAGCCAUCCUUGGCGAUGCUGGGACAGGGGACCUGGCGGGCUGGCUGGGCAUGGAUGCCACAGGAUGCAAAGGAGCUGUCUCCCUGUUGUCACCUCUGACCCUUCCUGAGCGAAGGACACCAGUGAGUCUGCGCUCCAGUGUGGAGUUGUUCAGAUGCUCUUGACAAACACAGAGAUGCUUCCAUGAGGAACAGCGAGACGGGAAUGACACUCUGUGAUGCUGCCCAUGUAGCUGACUAAUGACGCCACCACCUGCUCCCGUCCUCUCGAACUCUGUUCCCAGCUGAGGUUCCCACCACUGCGUUCUCCACCAAGACCGGAUAGGAUGAGCUGUCCUUCUGCUUGGACUGUCCCUUGUGCCAGGAAAUUACCUGAAGCGGCUCAGCCCGAAGCCUCCUCAUGGACCAGUCAAAUAUGACCUCCCUGGCUGAGGAGAAAGCCAUGAAUACCUCCAGCAGGAAUGCCUCCCUGGGGAGCUCGCACCCGCCCAUUCCCAUAGUUCACUGGGUCAUUAUGAGCAUCUCCCCUCUGGGCUUUGUGGAGAAUGGGAUUCUCCUCUGGUUCCUCUGCUUCCGGAUGAGGAGAAAUCCCUUCACAGUCUACAUCACCCACUUGUCCAUUGCCGACAUCUCCCUCCUGUUUUGUAUUUUCAUUCUGUCCAUCGACUACGCUUUGGACUAUGAACUCUCUUCCGGCCAUUACUACACAAUUGUUACGUUAUCGGUGACUUUUCUCUUUGGCUACAACACGGGCCUCUAUCUGCUGACGGCCAUCAGUGUGGAGAGGUGCCUGUCGGUCCUCUACCCAAUUUGGUACAGAUGCCACCGCCCCAAGCACCAGUCGGCGUUCGUCUGUGCCCUCCUGUGGGCGCUUUCGUGCUUGGUGACCACCAUGGAGUACGUCAUGUGCAUUGACAGCGGCGGGGACAGUCACUCUCGCAGUGACUGCCGGGCAGUCAUCAUCUUUAUAGCCGUCCUCAGCUUCCUGGUCUUCACCCCGCUCAUGCUAGUGUCCAGCACCAUCUUGGUGGUGAAGAUACGGAAGAACGCGUGGGCCUCCCACUCUUCAAAGCUGUACAUCGUCAUCAUGGUCACCAUCAUCAUCUUCCUCAUCUUCGCCAUGCCCAUGCGGGUCCUCUACCUGCUGUACUAUGAGUACUGGUCAGCCUUCGGGAACCUGCAUAACGUCUCCUUGCUCUUCUCCACCAUCAACAGCAGCGCCAACCCUUUCAUCUACUUUUUUGUGGGCAGCAGCAAGAAGAAGCGCUUCAGGGAGUCCUUAAAAGUGGUCCUGACCAGGGCUUUCAAAGAUGAGAUGCAGCCCAGGCGCCAGGAGGCCAACGGUAACACCAUCUCCAUCGAGACCGUGGUCUGAGGACCACAGCGAGGAAUUGGGGACAGAAACAGUGGAAUGUGGGUAGCUUUCAAUUUGUGCUUGGAAUGCAAUCGAAGCACAUUUAAAUCUCCAAAAUAUGAUGCAGAAAGGAAGCAUUCCACAUGCAUGGGAGUCUAAUUAAUGAUGAGCUUGCAUUCUUAGCUAAUGUCUUCUGGAAAUGUCUCUGUAUGUGACGGGGCUCUUUCUGUCUUUUCCAACCUUAUCAGAGACUCAUCCUUCUCCUAUCUCUUUGGUAGUGAUCAACAGUUAACUAUAAAAACUGCUCUAGCGGGCUGGAGAGAUGGUUCAGAGGUUAAGAGCAUUGGCAGCUCUUCCGGAGGUCCUGAGUUCAAUUCCCAGCAACUACAUGGUGGUUCACAGCCAUCUCUAAUGGGAUCUGAUGCCUUCUUCUGGUGUGCAGGUGUACAUGCAGCUAGAACAUUAUAUACAUAAAAUAAAUAAAUCUAAGCCGGGCGGUGGUGGCGCACGCCUUUAAUCUCAGCACUUGGGAGGCAGAGGCAGGUGGAUCUCAGUGAGUUCGAGGACAGCCUGGUCUACAAAGUGAGAUCCAGGACAGCCAGGACUGUUACACAGAGAAACUCUGCUUUGAAAAUAAAUAAAUAAAUAAUCUUAAAAACAACAACAACAAAACUGCUCUAGCAGGAAAUAUCCCAAAUGGGACCUGGAGAACCUAGGGAAGCCAAGCAGUGACGGCUGUUUGCUCCUAUGUGACCUCAGACGAGCCGCUUUGGGGAGCCUCAUUUCCUCCCUCAGCAGAAGUGGUAACACUCUGUACUGUGCCGGUUAUUGUUGAGUAUGGCUAGGUGGGCAAAGCCCCGGCUUGUUGUCAAAGUUCAAUAAACGCCCGUCUCUCUUCA